AUGACCGAGCUCCAUGAACUCCAUGAUUCGGGUACCGAGGGAUCGAGGGGCGAGAAAGUCGACGUAUAUCACGUGUGGAGGGCGCUGAUUGCGGCGGAGAAAUCAAUGGGUAUAUUUCGAAUAUCGUUUUUAGCAGCUAUUUUGCUAGUCCUGCAAAAAACCAGCGCUGAUAUUCCCGAUUGUAAUUUCUUUGACACCGUCGAUAUUUCGUCAGGUCAAAAGUUCCCCAAUGGGUCAUAUUUAUACGAAGAUCUACUAAUUCCCGCCGAGUUAACGGGAAUAUAUGACUUUAGGAUUCUACCGGACGACUCCAAAGAGGAGGUUAAAAGUCACAUGAGGGGAUGUGUUUGCAAACUGAAGACCUGUGUUAGAUUUUGCUGCCCACACGAUCACAUAAUGGUAAAUGGAGAGUGCUUCGAUGAUAUGACGGAGAAAGAACUCUUAGACCUCGAUCCUUACGUCGACGUGACCCUUGACGAUGGGUCAGAGGUCAAAAGGCACUUCAAGAAGGAACUAAUCGUUCAAUGGGACCUACCGAUGCCCUGUGAGGAUGGGAUGUUCUACCUGGACGAUCGAGAUGAAAUGGAUAAUUACACACUGUUCGAGAAUGGAACUUUUUAUCGCCAUUAUGACAACGCAAUUAUGAGCAAGCGAGAAUACUGUCUUCAGCAUCUUAAUUUCUCAGAUGGUAAUAAAACAUUCAUACGAAUUGCACCACAUAACUGCUAUAUAACACCAUCCAGAACAUGGCAGACCAUCCUAAUCAUCUCAUCGCUCGUUUGUAUGGUUUUCACGAUCAGCGUUUAUCUGUACGUUAAAAAGCUACAGAACCUGCACGGCAAGUGCUUCAUCUGCUACAUGGUCUGUCUCUUCAUGGGUUACCUCUUCCUGUUGCUCGACUUGUGGGGAUUAUCGGUCAGCAUCUGCAUUACAGCCGGUUUCAUGGGUUACUUUUUCGUCAUGGCCGCAUUCUUUUGGCUUUCGGUCAUCAGUCUGCAUCUCUGGAAUACUUUCAGCGGCACCUCCGGCAUGAUAAAUCGCUUCCUGCCAGAGCAUCGGUUUCUGGCCUACAACGCCUACGCCUGGGGAAUGGCCUCGGCUUUAACUGCAAUUACCUUUCUAGCUGAUAAGGUCGUGGAGAAUGAGUACUGGAAUCCUCGAAUGGCCGGCUCAGGCCAUUGUUGGAUAUACACUCUGGAGUGGUCAGCCAUGCUCUACUUCUAUGGACCUAUGUUGAUACUGAUUGUGUUUAACAUAGUCAUGUUUAUUCUGACGGCCGUUCGUAUAGUUCGAGUGAAGAAGGACAUUCAGAACUUUGCCCACAAGCAAGAGAGAAAGCAGAAGCUAAACUCGGACAAACAAACUUACACCUUCUUUUUGCGGCUCUUCAUCAUCAUGGGAAUGUCGUGGAGUUUAGAGAUAAUAUCCUACUUGGUGCAAUCCCACGAAACUUGGGCAGGAAUUUUUAGAGUGGCUGAUUACUUUAACUGGUCUCAGGGAAUUAUAAUAUUUGUGCUGUUUAUUCUAAAGCGCAGCACGCUGAAACUCUUGAGGGAUCGCAUUAAGGGUGAGAGUGAGGAUGCCCUUGACAGCGAAGAAGAGAUUUCGCUAGAGAAUACGAAAUAUGAUCGAAAUGUUCUGUAAUAGGUAAUCCGAAAGGAACCCAUUUUUUUGUUGGUGUUGG
Drosophila takahashii is the source of this 1684-nucleotide messenger RNA. The record is from RefSeq and is a predicted model, not a curated record. Lineage: Eukaryota; Metazoa; Arthropoda; Insecta; Diptera; Drosophilidae.